Molecule: messenger RNA, 5492 nt
Organism: Engraulis encrasicolus (European anchovy)
Lineage: Eukaryota; Metazoa; Chordata; Actinopteri; Clupeiformes; Engraulidae
Product: neural cell adhesion molecule L1-like protein
Exons: 26
Coding region: 296-3784 (1162 amino acids)
Biological process (GO): brain development; cell-cell adhesion; axon guidance
Cellular component (GO): axon; plasma membrane
Molecular function (GO): cell-cell adhesion mediator activity
Source: RefSeq, a predicted model, not a curated record
AGGGACUUGCCUUUGUAGAGGACGGAAAGAGAAGAGUUUAGUUGUGUGUUUGUGCCUUUGAGAGUGGAGUUUUGAGUUUUCUUGCCUUCUGUGGACUACACUUUUAUUUGUUUACUCUUCAUGAAGUAUGGAGCUUGAAUUCGUACAGUGACUACUACUAUCUCGCAAAAAAAACAACAACUACAGCUCAACUGUAUGGUGACCUCAGCCGUAAUUGGUGGAGUUAAGGGGCCACUGCCUUGAAGUUGGAUUGUCCCCCCCUGCAUCGCCUGCUGUGUGAGGGUCGGGCUGGGGGAUGAUGAGGCCCAUGUGGGGCCCACGCCUGGGGCUCCUCCUGGCCUUGUCAUCCACCGUCCUCACACUCAACAUCCCCCUAGAGGUGGAACAGCUGCCAACCAUCACGGCCACGGCGCCCAGCUCCGUGAUUGCCUUCCCGUUUGAUGAAAGUUUCCUUCUGAAGUGCGAAGCCAAAGGCAAUCCGCAGCCAGUAUUCCGGUGGACGAGGGAUGGGCAGCACUUGGAUCCGCGCCGCGAUGCUCGGCUUCAGACGUAUCCCAACUCCGGAAGCUUUGUCAUUCCCAACAACAAAUACACCGCCGAGUACCGCGGGAAGUAUAGGUGCUAUGUGUCCAACGAGCUGGGCACGGCCAUCACAGACGAGACGACAUUCAUUAUACCCAAUGUCCCCAAAUUCCCCAAAGAGAAGCUUCCUCCCGUGGAGGUUGAGGAGGGUCAGCCCAUGGUGCUGGAGUGCAACCCCCCCAGUGGCAUACCUCCAUUACAAAUCUACUGGAUGACUCUCGGUCUUCAGCAUAUCGUCCAGGAUGACAGAGUGUCCAUGGGCCGCAAUGGGAACCUCUACUUCUCCAACGCCAAGGUGACGGACACUCGACGUGACUACUGCUGCUUCGCUGGCUUCCCCCGGAUACGCACCAUCGUGCAGAAGACGGCCAUGGCAGUGCUGGUCAGGCCAGCAAACGACAGCAUGCCGGAUGACAGCACAGAGCGCGAGCCCAGCCUUAUGCUGCCCUCUGCUGACCAAUCCGAGGUAUCUCUCGUGAAGGGAGAGGAGCUAGAACUGGAGUGCAUUGCCGAGGGACUGCCCACUCCAGAGUACACCUGGACAAAGGUAGGGGAGGUGCUGCCCAACAGGACAAGCAUCAAGAACUAUGGAAAGCUCCUGACCUUGUCCAAAGUGAUGUGGGAUGACGCGGGAAUGUACAAAUGCACAGCCAAGAACCCCCUGGGAGAGAAAUCACACCUGUUCCGGGUGGCAGUAGAGGAGCCGCCUCAGUGGGACAGGGAGCCGCCCCAGGGCCAGCUGGUCACCAUUGGCUCCAACGUGGAGAUACAGUGUGUCGCCAGCGGCAACCCCAGGCCCAUCAUCUCCUGGAGGAUGAAUGGACAGCUCAUCGGGGAUGCGCCCACACACAACCGGCGAGUCUAUACUGACAAGAUCACGCUGCAGAACGUCCAGCGUAGCGACACGGCUGUGUUCCAGUGUGAGGCCGCCAACCGCCACGGCUCCAUCAUGGCCAACAUCAACCUCAUGGUCCUCAAUGCCCGUCCUGUCAUCCUGACAAAAGACUACCAGGAGUACUCAGCAGUGAGAGGACGCAAGGUGAUCCUGGACUGCAAGGUCUUCAGCUCACCACCAGCUGAUAUUGUUUGGUCAUCUGCUGCGAUGGGCACGAUCGAGGAAGGGGAGCGAUUCUCCAGGCUGGAGGACGGAUCUCUGCUCAUCAAGAGCGUGGAGAGGGAGGACUCGGGACAAUACAGCUGCCGGGCCUCCAACUCCGAGGGAGAGACAGCCAUCACGGCCAAGCUGGAGAUAAAAGAGGCGACACAGAUUACCGAGCCCCCACAGGACCAGAAGAUUCUGCGCGGCACCACGGCCCAAUUUAUGUGCAGGCCUCGCUAUGACAGGAGCCUCCGCAGGGAGCUGGAGAUCCUGUGGGUGCGAAAUGGUGACGAGGCGUACCUGAAUGCCACAGAGGACGCGCGGUAUUCGGUGACAGAUGGGAUGCUGCAGAUUGCAAAUGUCAGCCACAGUGACGAGGGGCUGUACUCCUGCGUCGCCAGGACACCCUUGGAUCAGGACCGGGCUUCGGCUUACCUCACCGUGCUGGACGUUCCCGAAGCCCCUGAGAAUGUGCUGCUGACAGAGAAGAGGGGCCGCAGUGUCAGGCUCAAAUGGACGCCUGGCAACGACCACAAUAGUCCCAUCACGGAGUAUGCGGUGGAGUACGAGGAGGACCGUUGGAGCCCGGGCAGGUGGCGGCAGCUGGAGAAGGUGCCGGGUAACCACGCCGCCGCCUUGCUCACCCUACAGGGGCACCUCAACUACCGCUUCCGGGUCAGCGCCCUCAACAACGUGGGCCGCAGCCCUCCCAGCAAGCCCACGGACAGAUACAAGACCCAGGCCACAGAGCCAGACAGGAAUCCAGAGAACAUCAAAAUUGAGGGUCACCUGCCAAACCAGAUGGACAUCACCUGGGAGCCCCUGCUGCCGGUGGAGCACAACGCCCCCGGGCUGGAGUACAAGGUGAGCUACCGGCGGCUGGGCAUGGACGACAGCUGGAGCGAGCAGAUGGUGAAGAGGCACUCCUUCGUGGUGAAGAACACACCCACCUUCGUGCCCUACGAGAUCAAGAUCCAGGCCCACAACCAGCAGGGCUGGGGCCCCGAGCCCCGCGUGGUGACCGGCUACUCUGGGGAGGACGUGCCGCUGGCAUCUCCUGAGAGCCCGUCUGUGGAGGUGAUGAAUGCCACUCUGGCACGGGUACGCUGGGCGCCUGUCCCUGCCCACACGCUGCGCGGGCACCUGGGAGGAUACACUGUGAACUGGUGGAGGACGCAAAGUCUGCUUUCUUCUUCUAAAUCCUACGGUGAGAAGCAGUCCAUACGUGUCGUGGGCAACCGCACCCACACCCUGAUCCCCGGCCUGAAGCCCUUUUCAGAGUACCGCCUCAGCGUCAACACCUUCAACAAGAGAGGCCACGGACCCAGCAGCCUGCCCGUGACCUUCACUACUCCAGAAGGAGUGCCAGACAAAAUGUCAAUGCUAAAAGCAACAAAUCCCCAGGGACGCGCGGUCACGCUGGUGUGGAAGCCACCUGUGGAGGCCAAUGGCAUCAUGACAGGUUACAGCCUGCAGUACCAGCAGAUAAAUGACACGCAUCACCUGGGAGAGCUGACCACGGUGAACAUCAGCAGCCCUGACGUGACCCACUGGGUGGUGGAGGAGCUGGAGCCGGACAGCGCCUACAAGUUCUACCUACGCGCCUGCACUCAGGUGGGCUGCGGACCGGCCGUCAGCGAGGAGGCCGCCACGGUCACCGAGUCAUAUGCAGAGAUGCGUGCCGAGGGUGUUUCGUCGCGAGGCUGGUUCGUGGGGCUGAUGUGUGCCCUGCCCCUUGCCACCCUGGCUGUGCUCAUCGCCUGUUUUGUUUCCCGGAACCGCGGAGGCAAGUAUGCAGUUAAGGAGAAAGACGAAAUGCCCACAGACGAGGAGUCCAGGAACCCCAACGAAGAGGAGACCUUCUGCGAAUACAGUGACAACGAUGAGAAACCCUUGAAGGGAAGCCUGCAUUCGCUGAGCGGCAGCAUCAAGAUAGUGGUGGGGGAGAGUGACAGCGACAGCGGGCAGAGCGCGGACGACUAUGACGACGAGGAGGACCAGUUCAACGAGGACGGCUCCUUCAUUGGGGAGUACGCCGGGCGAAGGCGCAGGCAGUCCACUGCCGAACAAAAUGGACACGGACCCACCGCCACCGUUGUAUGACCCCGGCAUUAGAGGGAAGCUCUGUCUUUCUUGUGCACACUUAAAUUUGUAAUAUUGCUUUUUUUAAUGAUUGUGAUGAUGUGAAUCUCUUUUAGAGGUGUCUAUUUUUACACAUAGUCUUCCAACAAACCUGCAAGCUGGUUUAUGGGUCAGCUCAGUGCGUGUGUGUGUGUGCGUGAGUGCGUGCGUGCGUGAACGAGUGAGUGAACGAGUGACUGAGCGUGUGGGCCAAUGAUCCUGUUAGUUUUCCGUUGUGAAUCCCAUGAUUUUAUUACACAUAUUUCUUUAUUUAUAUUUUUACAGGUAUAAUUGCCAUAGCAAUUACAUAAAUAGCAUACAUUUUCUAUAGAGCUAUUUUGCUAACAUGUCAGAACUGCAUCAGAAAAAGUAUGGUGCAGGAUGGGUUAGAUUGGAAAAGACUUAUGCCGUGUCCAGACCAAGAGCGAACUACGCUGCCUGGUAGCGUGGGUAGCAGAAGAAGUUUCGCCUUGGAUUCGCUGUAUUCGCUGCAGACGCUGCAUUGACAUGUUUGAUUCAGCUAAUCACAUAACGGCUCUGGCUUGACAGCCUGGGACAUUCGGAGAUAUGAACGUUCCGAUUGGUUUUCGCCGAGCAGCGCCAGAGCGAAUUCGCCUGCGAUUAGAUUUCGUUUAAUCGUCAAAAUUCGCUCUGGUCGCGCAAGAAGCUUCGCUCCUGGCAGCGCAGGUCACAUGCCCUCCAUAGAGAAAUAAUGACUUCCGUCGCUUCAUUCGCUCCGUUCGCUCCUGGUCUGUACACGGCAUUAGGAUAUUCAUUUAUUUAGGCCAUUGAGCAAAGUUUUAAGUUGGGCAGUACAAUGAAGUGUCUUCUAAAUUUCAAUGUGCUUGUUCAAUUAAAAAAAAAAAAUCAAACAAUUUAUCCAGAUUUCUGUUUGGGGAGCAACCACUCACUUUAAGUCAUACAUUGUUCUUGUUACAUAUGUCUAGUUCACAUCUGAUCAGAGCCUGUUAUUUGAUCGGUCAGCUGGUGUUCUGUACCAUACAUUUAGUUUCAUCCUCUAAAUGAGCUUUCACAGUUGCACUUGUUUGUACAGUACAUGGUGUACAUAGGGAACGUUAUAUGCAUUUCUUUAAUCUGGACCUUUUAUGUUCCUUGCUUGAAAUGUUUGAGAAUCUUAUUGUACUAAGUACUCAGGAUGUUUUGUACAUGCCAGUUGAAACAUAGAAUUACAAAGUACUCCCUCAGUAUGUAACGAUAAAAUGCAUUAUGUAGGCUACAGUACAUCGUGUGAUGAAAAACAUCCCCAGACCCCAUGUUAAUAGUUCAAAUAUGCAAAGUGGAAGCGCAAUUGCUGUGGAGUGGCAGGGCCAUCUACUGUAAUGAGUGAUGAAAGAGAGAGAGAGAGCAAGAGAAGAAUGGUAAUGUUUUGAGGGCAUCCUACAUGUUGUGUCUUAUACUUGCAGUGAGAAAUGUGCUCAUGUUUUUUGUUCAUUCUGAGCCACUCCGCUGCUGUUUGUUUCAGUAGGAAUGAGAGUCAGGCUAUUCCUUGAGAACCAUCAAGACAUUUUUAUAAGGUUUUUGUAUUUGUUUCAGAAAAGGGAACUGUUUUGUUUCAAUGUUACAACAUUUUGUCACCACAUAGGCCUGCAUUGUUUUGUGUCACAUGUUUUUAAAUGGAACUGUAAUUUUACUGAAUAAUGUUUGUUCAAUAAAGGCUGUGAUACAUUAU